This is a messenger RNA of Fraxinus pennsylvanica, 456 nucleotides long. The record is from the annotation of a GenBank genome assembly. NCBI's taxonomy places the organism in Eukaryota, Viridiplantae, Streptophyta, Magnoliopsida, Lamiales, Oleaceae.
AUGCAAGCUAAUAAUGGUGUUGAGAGCAGAGGUUGUCUUGGAUGCUGUACCAAGCCACUGCUUGUAAUUUCUGUGGAUGAACCAUCCAAAGGUCUGAAAAUUCAAUGUCAACGUGUGAAGAAACGUAGUUUAACGGACGAUUUUUGGAGUAUCAGUUCAGGUGAAAUGGAUAACAGUGCAUUCCCAUCCCACAGAAGUAUCUCAUCGAUCAGCACUUCUUAUCAGACUCUUGAUACUCAUAGCAAUGCUGGCAGCACGAGCAACCCUUCUGAAUUUGUAAAUCAUGGCAAGUACUUGCGUCUUCUAUCUUAUCCUCUCAAGACAUUGCUUUUUUGGUUGGAAUGCAACUACGAGAGUUUGCUUGGGACUAGCAAACCUUUUGCCCAGCCCAUCCCUCUAGCCGAAAUGGUGGAUUUUCUUGUGGAUGUCUGGGAGCAGGAGGGACUUUACGAUUGA